Exophiala bonariae is the source of this 915-nucleotide messenger RNA. RefSeq lists its product as uncharacterized. Bases 1 to 915 code for a protein of 304 amino acids. Lineage: Eukaryota; Fungi; Ascomycota; Eurotiomycetes; Chaetothyriales; Herpotrichiellaceae. The transcript has a single exon. Gene Ontology annotation, molecular function: oxidoreductase activity. The record is from RefSeq and is a predicted model, not a curated record.
AUGGAUGUCAGCAUCGAAGAUCGGCCACCGCCACGCUCAUUGAAGGGCAAAGUUGCAAUAGUGACAGGAGCAGGCUGUGCUGGAAACGGAGUUGGUAAUGGUCGAGCAAUAUCGAUAUUACUCGCAAGUGACGACUGCCAAGUGGUAUGUGUCGAUCGGAACUUGGAAUGGGCGGAGAGGACGGUGGCAAUUGUGAAUUCAGAGCCGGGGCGGGGGACUGCUGUCGCCAGCGAAGCAGACGUGACAAGUGAAGAGGAUUGUCGACGGACUGUCGAGCUUACGAUAGAAAAGUUUGGUCGACUUGAUAUCCUGGUUAACAAUGUCGGCAUCGGCGGUGCUCCCGGAACUGCUGUUGAAGUGGACAUGCAAUUAUGGGCGCAGGGGUUAGACAUCAAUGUUUCAAGCAUGGUCAUGAUGGUCAAAUUUGCUGUACCUGCCAUGAAGCGCAAUCAAGGAGAACUCCGAGGUUCGAUUGUCAAUAUGGGCAGCGUUGCCGGCUUAAAAGGAGGCACGCCUCAUCUUCUGUACCCCACUAGUAAGGGCGCUAUUGUGAACAUGACACGGGCAAUGGCCGCACAUCAUGCAGACGAUGGUAUUCGAGUCAACUGUGUUUGUCCUGGGGUUGGUAACCCAUACCCAGUUCUAUGCAUUGCUUCAUGCUUACUAUUUCAGAUGUUGUAUACGCCCAUGAUGUACGCUGGUGGUAUGACCGAAGGCGCCAGAGAAGCUCGUAAAAAGCGAAGUCUCCUUGGGACUGAGGGAACUGGAUGGGACUGCGCUUGUGCAGUUGUUUUUCUGGCAGGCGAUCAUGCGAGAUGGAUCACUGGUGCGAUCCUUCCCGUGGACGCUGGGGCUACCGCCGCUGUAGGUAUUGGCUUGCCAAAGACUGCAAGUGUCAAUGGCACUUCUCAGUAA